UUUAAUUUGUCAUUUUCAACCGAAAGCAUACAAAAAAUACAAAAACUAGUAUAUAUACUUCUAAAGUCUUAGACAUAAUGGGUUCCACUACCAUAUCCACGAGGGCGAAGUCUCCGACACGAGCGGAGGCCAUCUCCAAAGCCCUAAGACCUGGACCAGUUUACAAUACCGGGGUUCUUCUAGGCAACUGGGUCGAAGACAGAAUAGAAUGUCCGAAGACGGGCACCCUCUAUUUUCCGCCUAAAGAGAAAAUAGACUACAAUAAGAUGAAACCGGAGUCGCGGCAGCCGGAUUUCAGAUUAAACAAAUUAAACAGUUUACAGGGCAAUGUGUGUUCAAUAAUCCGCCACGAUAGCCACGACGCGUGCGGCAAUUUCGCGACACUCAACGACCUGGUGUACAACCAUCUGCCGAAACCGUUGUGCGGGCCCGAAAUGCGCCAUUACAGAAGGAGCAAACACCAGUUCUACCCACAACCGGACCUCAUGCAGUGCUAUGGAAACGUAACAGAGUGGGGUCUAAUGAAGUUCAAGAAGCACGAAUGGGCGUGCACCGACGUGUCGGACUACAGCUCCAGUCUGUACGACGACACGUACGUGCCGCCCAUGCCGCACCAGUACCUGCAGCGCGACGAGAGGAAAGCGAGGGAUUCGAGCUUCACAAAAACUUUCAGAUUUAAAAUGACAAAAUCAAAAAAAUGAUAACAUCAAGAAUCAUUUUUAUCUUCACUCUUUGCAAAAUUUUACUAGUCUUUACAAUAUCACAUUUUGUUCGAGAAAGGACAGUGACGUCCCGUAUAAAAAUUUUAACAAUACAAUAAUUCUUAAUGCUUUCAUAUAGCCGUCACCAGGCUUCAACACGAGAUCAGCAGUAGUCUUACUCUAAGUUUAGUCUCAAACAUUACAACUAACAACCGCUUACGAAUACUAAAGAGGUAAUAAUAACUUAACGACGUCUUAAUUAUAAUGGCAGUUCAUCAAAGUUCCGACAGAAAAAGAAGCAAAAAAAAUAGCAAGAAAAAAAAUUAUGAAUACAAAAGA
This is a messenger RNA of Plodia interpunctella (Indianmeal moth), 1040 nucleotides long. RefSeq lists its product as uncharacterized. The transcript has 5 exons. Lineage: Eukaryota; Metazoa; Arthropoda; Insecta; Lepidoptera; Pyralidae. The record is from RefSeq and is a predicted model, not a curated record. Bases 78 to 701 code for a protein of 207 amino acids.